Rhodotorula toruloides NP11 is the source of this 435-nucleotide messenger RNA. Its product is annotated as 60S ribosomal protein l30. NCBI's taxonomy places the organism in Eukaryota, Fungi, Basidiomycota, Microbotryomycetes, Sporidiobolales, Sporidiobolaceae. The transcript is spliced from 3 exons. The coding region runs from base 1 to 435 and encodes 144 amino acids. Gene Ontology annotation, cellular component: cytosolic large ribosomal subunit. The record is from RefSeq and is a predicted model, not a curated record. Gene Ontology annotation, molecular function: RNA binding; structural constituent of ribosome.
AUGGCAAAGGAUAUACAGGAGAAUGGGCGGGUCAUGGGGAUCGGAGGGGAGAUGUUGGCGACCCAAAGGUCGACCCGCCCUCCUCGCUCGCUUCGCAACCUGGCCCCCGCUGCUCAGAAGAAGACCAAGAAGUCGGCCGACAACAUCAACGCGCGUCUCGCGCUUGUCAUCAAGUCGGGCAAGUACUCGCUUGGGUACAAGUCGACCCUCAAGGCGAUGCGCUCGGGCAAGGCCAAGCUCGUCCUCAUCUCGGGCAACACUCCUCCUCUCCGUCGCUCGGAGUUGGAGUACUACGCCAUGCUCAGCAAGACGCCCGUCCACCUCUACCAGGGCUCCAACGUCGCCCUCGGUACCGCCGCCGGCAAGCUCUUCCGCGUCGGUGUCAUGUCGGUCGAGGACGCCGGUGACUCGGACCUCCUCUCCAUCACCGCCUAA